GUGUGCCGCUGGACGCCGAACCGCCUUCCCAGCAGCCACCGUUCCCUACAUUCCUCGUUGCCGCACACGCCUCCUUCCUAACCCCACCGCCCACGCUCCUUCUUGGCGGAACCGAGCCAUCAUCGCCUCCGAUGAAUUAGCAGCCUUCAGGAGUGACCACUGAUUACUCCUGCUGCCUUCGCGCACUACACUAGGACGUCGAGUCUUCGAUUGCUCCUCUCGGCUUUCCCCUUUCGGCUCUUUGCACUAACCACGGUCACUGGUCCUUGACGGAGACGUCGCACGACGCAAAUCAACAGACACCCAUCAUGACCUCUACCCUUCCACCGGAUCCCUGGAAAGCUCUCGGUGUCGAGAGGCAUGCAGACAAGUCUGAGAUUCGGUCUGCGUACAAGAAGCUUGUGCUCAAGUGCCACCCGGACAAGGUGCAGGACCCCACGCAGAAGGCGCUGAAGCAGGAGGAGUUCCAGAAGGUGCAGCAGGCGUACGAAUUGCUCAACAACGAUGCUGAGAAGGCGAAGUACGAGCAGAAGCUGCAACUCGCAGAGCUGCAGCGCGCUGCCGCCAAGGUCCAUCAGGACGCGAAGAACUCGCCCAACACCUCAGUCCCGCGCUCAUCGACGAGAUACGCCACCUAUGACAUUCGGACUGCCGAACCGACGUCGAGAUACAAGAGUUCUCCGUCAGGCGGGAAGGUGUACACACACUACACAACGACACAUACCCGCUCUCACGAGGAGAUGCCCAGUACCCGCUCCUAUCCGCUGUAUGAGGAAAGUGACAAAGCGGCGCGGAAGUCGGCGGGUUACGAAAAGCCCUCGAAGCGUGACGAGGAGAGACGGGAGCGUGAUCGCGAAGAGCGGAGGCGCAGGAGAGAGGAUGAGGAGCUGCUCAGGCAGCGAGAGAAGGAGCGAGACCGGGAACGCGAGAGGGAGAGAGACCGAGAAAGGGAGAGAGAAAGGGAUAGGGAGCGUGAGAGGGCGGAGAAAGAGCGUGAAGCCCGCAAGGCUGAAAAGAAGCGGAUUGAGAAGGAGAGAGAGAAGGAACGAAGGAGAGACGUCGAGGACAAGGCCCGUCGCCACAAGCCCUACGUAGAACCCUACGAGGCUGCCUAUGUGGAGGAUCUCCUAUUCGAAGACGAGAAGUUCGUCACCUCCCGAUCAGAAAAGAAGCGGUCAUCGAGCAGGAAGCACGACGAAGCACGCGAACGGGAGCGAGAGCGAGAGCGAGACCGCGAUCGCGAUAGGGAGAGGGAACGGGACCGGGACAAGUCGAAUUCGCGCCGAGCCAAAUCUCCCCAUCUGAGCAGCGAUCAGAAACUGAAACACAUGGAAGAAUUCGAGCGGGCCAAACUCUACAUGUCCAGCGCCGGAAGCUCGGUACCUGAAAAGACGGCCUUUUGGAUUUCCCAGACUCCCCCGGAUUCCUACCUCACGCCUCCUGUGCCCUCACCCCCGCCCGCUGUCGACUUGGAAGAAGACAGCAUUCGACACGCAGCUGCCCGCGCAGCGGGGCGUCGUUCCUCCAACGAUCCCGCCAGGUCGCGGGAGAAACUGAGCUACAAUCUGGAUGCCACGGCGAGGGCCCGGCCCAUCCCUAACCUGACCAAGUCCUACAGCACGCCCCCUCCGGCCCCGGAAUCGCCACCGCGUGUCAGCCGAUCCCAAACAACUCCGCAUGAGUCGUACGCUCGGCCCAUUCCAGCGCCACUCCAACGAGGUGCUACCUGGGCCGCGGGCGGAAUCGACGAGCGGCACCUCGCGACUGACUACUUGGACGAUUACGAUUCUGAUGACGGCCGAGAACGCCGCCACCGCCGGAGCCGCCGAACCCGAUCGCCUUCGGUGCAAGCCGCGUCUCGGUACAAGGUCGAGGGCGCCAAGACGUCGAAGAUUGACUCCCACUACUCGUCAUCCAAGCUGGAAUCGCCUUACGUGUACGGCGAUUCGCCGUCGUCAACCAGGCGAUAUGCAGCAGCGGAGGUGCUGGCGCGCUCGCCGAGUUCGACGUAUGCAGGCGCCCCCUUCAAAGUCAAGGAGGCGCCGGUCUACGGCCCGGAUGAUGUCAAGUACUCGGAGUACGCCCAACCGUCGUACUAUUCGGCGGCUCGUACCCCUGCCUGAAAAGGCUGGGACUGGGCUAGAUCCCUGCGCGACCACCGAGUCUACGUGAGAGGGCGGUGCGACAAGACGCUCGGGCUCCAUGUAUUCUGGUGUUCCUUUCAUUUUCUUAUAAUGCCUAAUGAGCAAUCGAUGGGUAAGUGCGGGGAUGGGUUUACGAUGAUGAUUUCAUGGGCUAUUUCCUCUCCUCAUGUUACUGGCGCCUGGGGGUAUGGACGAUACGGCUCGCGGAGGCCUUCUGGAGUACUGGGUCUCAAUUUGGCUUCAUUUCCUUUAC
Chaetomium strumarium is the source of this 2397-nucleotide messenger RNA. RefSeq lists its product as uncharacterized. NCBI's taxonomy places the organism in Eukaryota, Fungi, Ascomycota, Sordariomycetes, Sordariales, Chaetomiaceae. The record is from RefSeq and is a predicted model, not a curated record. Bases 309 to 2123 code for a protein of 604 amino acids. Gene Ontology annotation, cellular component: nucleus; cytoplasm. The transcript has a single exon. Gene Ontology annotation, molecular function: heat shock protein binding.